AUGGCCACCGAACACUCGGACUUUCCCGAGGCUUCUGAUGAUGCUGCUUGUCAGUCGGCGGAUUUCGGCCACGGGUCGGUGCCCGUUGGACGGCAGGAGUCUCGUGGUUCACAAGUUCAUUCUGCGGAUGUCGAAAAGGUCCCCCCUAGUUCUUCUCUACAGUCUUCCGACGGCCUUACGAGGGAUGAUGGACAAGAGAAACCCGCGCCCACAAGGAACAGAUUCCGGCCGACAGUGUCAUCUGAAACGAGCACACAACGCCAUGGCGGAGGACGUCCCGCCACCGCCCCCUCCGUCAGGAGGAAGGCUGCAGAGGAGCUGCCAGGGCUACGCAGGAGGACCAAAGAAAUUCUUCGGGCGAAGAAAGCCAGGAAAGAUAAACACUUCUCUAAAAUUGCGUUCAUCAGUUCCGACCCGAAUUACUACAACCUCCUUCCAGUGCAACCAGCCGUGGGAUGGUGGAAAUGCGUCUUGAUGCAUCCGAAGCAUUCGCUCGCAUUUGUUUGUCGCCUGGCAAGUAACCUGGAUGUUAUCAUUCCCGACACGGUGUUUUGCUCGGGUACGGAAUGCUUCUACAUUUCCAGUGGUCCAGAGGGAAUGCUAGGCACGCCAGAUAGCGACGCUCUCAAGCAGGACCACACUGGCGGAGCAGGUGCGUCCAAUGGCUGGGUCAUCAAGAGCGACUUUUCAGCGGCAAAGCUGCUGGAAAACAAUCUGUUCACUUGGAUGCAUGCCGACGAGCAAGCGAGGCUAACAGGGGAGACUGGCCAGCUGGCGCCUACUAAACGUCGCACCUCUACCCCGGGGCCUUGGAACAACCCAGAGAGAAGCGAGCAAGGGGGCGACCGCAGGCAGCGAGGAUCGAUCUCUUGUGGAAGGACAAGUCAACUGCUCGAGGGUACGGGUUUGGAGGCACAACUCCAGGCGUCACCCCCUUAUCCAGCUGCCGUGAUGAAGCAGAUGCACUACAUGAGGAAAGACUGCAAUAUCACCAAGGCUGUCGAUCUGACUACGCUGAGUUCCGUUUCCUCAGACAGCUCGGUAGAACGCGUAUAUCAGGCUUUUGUGAGGGGCAAACUGCGAAGUCGCUGUCAGCUGACACGUGUCUGCUGGAGUGCUUGUCGGGCGCCGUCGGGAUUCACGCUCGUCAAUCGGUUGACUCCUCAACAGGCUCGGAAUCUCGGGGGGGACUUGACAUCCCAGUUCUGCGUUAGCUGCGACAACCCCACGUUGAAUGGCGUGUCAAGGACGGCAGAAGAAGAGCAGCUGCGGAAAGCCGAUCCAGAUGAAACGAGCUUCGACGUCUUUCCAGUUGCAGGAGCGACGCUUGCUGCCGCUGCGCAAGUCGCCAAAUCAAUCUUUCACUUCACACAGACGCUGUUCAGAGUGUGGUUGGAAACCUUAGUCGUCGACUUGGUAAAAGGACCUUCCAGCACGUGGUAUUUCAUCCAGGUGAAAUCGUUUACCGUUCGACAAGCAUCACCAACGAUGCCAAUCACGUUCUCUUCUUCGGCGGCUGAACCCCCAGACGAGAGCGAAGACGACAUCGGCGAGCGCCGCAGAAAGAAGAGCUGCGAAAACAUCAGCCGUUUGGCAAUUCCGGCCAUGUGUCAGAUGUGUGGGUUAAAGCAUCGCAAGCAAGAUCUCAGCAAGACCGUGAAUUUGCGAAUGAUGCUCGAGACCCAACACCACAUGAGGAAACGCGGGGUUGACAUUCUUUUCUUCCCUCUCUCCGGAAGACUUCAGCUGUCUUACAACUAUCCAGUAUGUUCUCUAUGCUAUUCACUAUACUUGGCCGAGCGGGAGCUGAUCAAGGCCGAGCUCGACCUUGCGCAAGCUCUGCGCCAACCGAUGCCUUCCAGAGAGCCGACUUUCUUCAGUUUCACUGGCGUCUUGGACGCGAUUCAGAGCAGCACGCAACCAGAUGAUCCUUAUCUGAUUGACCUUCUGCGUUCCUUCAACAACGCACCUCCUCGACAAACAGCAUCUUUCGCGGAACAAGGCAAAGGAGACAACGAACACAGCAGCAUUAACCUGCAGAUCGAUCGGGCGAAGGAACGUGAUCCGCUGCUUGCCUUUGUCCAUACGGACGAAGAUCCCCGAAGAUCAGUUGCGAUUCCAACCGUGCAAGGGAGUUCCAAGCCAAGGAACUCGGUCGCGUUCUCGGUCCCCUCGACCUCGUCCCUCCCACCGAGCACGUCGUCUCUCACCGCUGCUCACCUCUCCCGUCCCGCGCCCGGCGGUUCGCCGUCUUACCCUGUUUCUCCUCACCACCCUUCCGCUGCUUCGCACGCCUCGGCGGCAACUGCCGGGCUCUCGGCAGGCCCGACAGCCCCCAGGGCGUCUUCCAAAAGCCGGAAUCCUCCCCGACAUCGCAUCUUGACUGGCAGCGGCGCCGCCGUUGCGCCUCCCAAGCAGACACUCCGGGGAGGCGAGGCUGUGAUGGGAGGUUCCCUGACGAAGGAAGACCGUUGCCGUCAGUUGCCUCCGAAACUGUAUCAGUGGCGCAUGAUGCUCUUUGUCCAUUCGCUGCAAGAUCUGCCAGGUCACCUCUUGCUCCCAGAGGACGAGAAGCCUGUUUCCGACGAUGAGCGUCAGGAAGUCGACUCGGCCAGCUCACAGAAUCCCUGUGGUCCCCAGAUAGCGAUUGAACUGAAGCUUUUCGGGUCCACCAUGAUGGUGCCACUGGCUACGCCGGAACUGCCAGGCAGCACGCUUGCCAGCGGUUCACCAAGUCGUGGGCUGGGAUCCACCUCCUCUCACCAUUCUGCGGAAACGGGGAACGCCUCUGAAGGGGACUCGACAGCGGAUUCUCUGGGAGACGGACCUUUGGGCGUCGCCCCCCACUACGUGCCAAUCAAGCGCAUCAUCGUUUUGUACCUCUUUUCCGUAUCUCCCACCCUGCACAAAGUCUUCGAGGAAGAAUCGAUCGAGUUCCGCCUUCUCGCGUCUGCACUUCCACGAACAUCCACAGAUCGUGGGAGCGAAAGCUCGUGUCCUUCUGGACCUGCUUCCUCCCCGAGUCAAUCGUACCCUUCAUCCUCGGUCUCCACUUCCCAGUCGCGCACCAGGCGCAGUCCAGUUGUUUCCGUUUGUCCUGCUUGUUCCCGCCCCUGUUGGGUACCCUACCACUCGCCGCCGAUGGUCCGGCGCACCGAUUUCGGCCCGACGGCGCGUCUUACCGCUGCCGAGAUCACGGGGCAACGGCCUUACUCGGCAACAGCCCGAGCGCCCGCGUCAGUCUGCGCUGCAUGCAAGUCCCAGCCCUGUUUCGACGUGUCGAGAUCCUUCCCGUGGGGCCGCCGGCCGCAAACGGCGAGCUCAGCCCCGGGAUUAGACAGACCCCAGAGCUGCAGCCGCUUACCGGGGCCGUCGGAGAAACGCAGAUCAGGCAUAUACCGCCCCAGCAGCACUACAGCGCUCAGCAGAACGUCGGCGACUGCGGCGGGGCAAGCUGGGAGCGUUGCACUCCAUGAAGUCGCAAGUGGUAGCUGCAGCCUGCAGCGACUGAUUGGCAUGAAGCACUCGAAACAGCAGACCUACGUGUUGCUGUUUGCGACGCGGGGCAAGGGCCAGGUCCGGCUGCGUCUUGUCCUCGGUCUUCACCAGGACAUGCAAGUACCAUCGCAGUACGUGUGUGUGCGGCCCUACGCGGAUGCGUUUCUGUCAGCUCGACCCUACAGCAGCCCGUGCCCAGUUCCGGCGGACUGGAUCGACUGCUUUGCCGGAAGCGGCGGCGGGUUCCGUUCGUCAAUGCCAGUUAAACAAGACCCAGGAGGCGCGAGCAGCGCGGGCGCUCUCCAGAAGCAGGUGCGGCUGCGAGGCAAAUCUGAGAGGCCUCCGCCAGGCGCUGCGUCCCGUCAAACGGCGUCGUCAGGUAGUCCAGGACUCGCGAGCGCCAGGGUUACGGCCCUUCCGUCGGCAGCUUGGAACAAGGGAGCCCGAGGGCUGGGGACCGAGAGGGGGGGGACUGCCUUCGGCAGGCCGCUGAGCGCGGAAGCGUCGAUUUCUGCAGCGAAAAAACCUCUUUUCGGGCUUCGAUUCAGCACGUCACAAGACUCCGGGCGGCCCCCAGUUGUCGCCCCGCGGCCACACAAGGGGGGCCGGCGGCUCCAGAUGGAGAGAAACGCAGCAGCUGUACGAGGCGUCUCACCAAUGUUCAUGCUGGACCUCGAACGCUGA
Molecule: messenger RNA, 4182 nt
Organism: Neospora caninum
Lineage: Eukaryota; Apicomplexa; Conoidasida; Eucoccidiorida; Sarcocystidae
Exons: 4
Coding region: 1-4182 (1393 amino acids)
Source: RefSeq, a predicted model, not a curated record